Molecule: messenger RNA, 2268 nt
Organism: Microsporum canis CBS 113480
Lineage: Eukaryota; Fungi; Ascomycota; Eurotiomycetes; Onygenales; Arthrodermataceae
Exons: 2
Coding region: 1-2268 (755 amino acids)
Source: RefSeq, a predicted model, not a curated record
AUGUCCGCGUCGAAAUUAGAAUGUUGUUGUGGGAGGGGUGAUUGUCCAUACCUAGAGCAUAAUUCAGCUACUUUGGCUGAGUUGGAAAGAGAUGUGGAAACUGCCGCACGGCUUGGUCAGGCCCUGCUCGACCGCCAUGAGUCCUACAAAGCCGAAUCAGAGAGCAACCUGGACCGGAUGACUGCGGAGAUGGAAAAGCUGCAAUCAAGCAAGAAGGAAGUGGAAAUAGAAAAUGCGCGAAUUGUGGAAGAAAACCGUGGUCUGCUCGACCAGUUGGAGAAGUUGAAUCAACUCCUUACAGAGUCAGAUGCACAGGUCAGGACUCUGACUACCACGUUACAAAGUACUCAGUUGGAGGUUAGAAGGCUGUCAUCCUCCUCCAAGCGUGUUGAGCAGCUAGAGGAACAACUGCUUCAACUCGAGAAUGAGCAGGCUCAACUGGAGGAUACUCUCGUUUUGACUCAGGAGAGCGAGAGUGCGGCUAUUCAACGAUGGAGGAAAGCGGAGUGUGCGCUCGGGGAUUUGCAUGACCAAAUCGAUCGGAUCGAAAGGGAAGCGAGACAAGAACGUGAGAGGCAUGUCGAACUUAUCGGGAGGUUAGAACGACGACGGAUGGUAGAGAGAGAGCUGGAUACAGCGGCUGGUCGAAUCAAGGGUGCCGCGGCUUCUGCAUCCCUCUCACGAAACGGGACCGGAACAAAUGUGGUGUCCCAUUUCGUGCGGGAUAUCUUGAAGGAUAACGCAAAUCUCCAGCAAUGCGUUACCGAGCUUAAGGAGAUGCUUCAGAGCUCCAAUGAAGAUGUAAAGUAUCUGCAAGAGCAAUUACUACUUCACCAACCUCUCCCCCCUAGUUCUAUCGAAGAGCAUGCCUACGGUAACCUUGUUCCACUCAGUGAAGAACUCGAAGAUAAAAUACCGGAACAAAUACCGGAGCAAAUACCCCAGGAGAUUCAUGUGCACCACCAUUUCCACAACCAAAUACCAACUCCGUUGAGGAAGGAGAAGCAAAUCCCUAUACAUCGGCGUCAAAGGAAAAGGAGGCCUGUCCUGCCUCCAACUCUCCACGAAUCUUCCACCAGGGCACUCCCGAUGGCACAGGCUAUGCACAGACCUACUAACUCAGCAUCGUCAGUCACUAGUGUCUUCUCGCAAGCUUCGACUUCACUGCCAGGAGCAGCGUCUGCCCUUUCAUCCAUACCCAGUUCUCCGCUCUCAGGGUAUAGAACAUCGUCCAUAUUUGAUCGCCAUGACUCGGGCUUUGACUCGUCUCGGCCAACUAGCCCGGAGAGUGUGGUGUUUUCGCCGCCACGGUACAAAACGAGCCACCGCCCGAGGCUUUCGGACGCCUCCUUCCGCUCAAUUCACGAAACCGAUGAGCUAGACAAGGGUGAAUCUCCCUUAUCACCAGUUGAAGUAAUGGCUCAGCCACAAUAUCACGAAGGAUAUCAGUCACACGAAGCUGAUGGCCCUAACGGCAACUCUAUUGAGGCCACACCUAACCUGCAGCAAAGCAACGAAGACGUGUGUUCAUCGGAGCGUAAGGGUUCAAUCGGUGGGCCUAGUGAAGAAGUAGUGGAUGAUCGUAUCAAACCGCAAGGUGGCUCAAUGGAAACCCACACUGGCUCCCUGAUCCAUUCUGCAAACCUCACUCGCCGGCCGCAUCGUUCUGCCUCUCAUACAAGCCUUAUUUCGGUUUCCGGUAUGGAUAUACAUACGACAAGCAAACACCCUACUUUAGCAUUAAGGGCUGCUCCAACUUUCUUCUCGAGGCCUCCAAAGCGCGUAUCGAGUGCUCACAUAAUGUUCCCGUCUCCCACUCCAAUCAUUUCGAGGACGAACGCCAUCGUACCCAAAGCGUCUUUGACUGGCGAACAGACUUCAGUCUCCUUACUUACUUCUGUUGUGUCUUCAAAUGGCAGGAAUCUCCGAGCUGUAUCUGACAGUGUUACUCAAACCCACAGUGAUGCAGCCUCUACCAUCUCAGCCUCAUCAGAACCCUCAUUUCCUGCAAAGGCCGGAAUGCCUACCCGAGCUAUCGGCAUCAGAAAGCGCAUGGGUGGCUGGGUACGGGACAGAUGGUCUACGAGUGCAAAUGAUGAAGCAGCUAGCCAUGCAUUUUCCCUUCCUGCAGGACCUUUGGUACCACGACCACCAGGCGUUAACCAGAGAGGGCCUAUCCUUGGCUUACGCCCGCCCCCGCCCGCUCCAGUGUCACUUCACCCGGAAAACCUUAACCGUGACCUACUACAAGAGUCUCUACUCGAGUAA